Dermacentor albipictus is the source of this 3117-nucleotide messenger RNA. RefSeq lists its product as uncharacterized. Gene Ontology annotation, cellular component: cytoplasm; nucleus. Gene Ontology annotation, biological process: intracellular signal transduction; mitotic cell cycle. Gene Ontology annotation, molecular function: histone H3T3 kinase activity. The record is from RefSeq and is a predicted model, not a curated record. NCBI's taxonomy places the organism in Eukaryota, Metazoa, Arthropoda, Arachnida, Ixodida, Ixodidae.
UUGACGCAAAGGAAGAAAACAAAGAAGCGGCGCUAGUACUGUGGUUCGUGGAUACGCAAUGUGUGUGGUACUUUCCGUCUUGUUAUGUUUGCUCGGAACUUGGUACGCCGCGAAGCAGAUCGGUUUCUCAUUACCGAGCAUCGGCUUCGAUGGAGGAUACACGCCUCGGAUAUAUUAUUCUCACGACGAAGACGACCACGUCACCAGCAUCGGACUGCUUAACAGGAGCAUCAUGACGUACCUGUGGACCUGGGGAAGGGCUCUGCGCGUUGGCGUGGCGAAUCAGCUCGCCCACCUGGAGGUUGUCCGCGCGCACGUGCUCACGUGGACUGCCUGGAUGGGGGACUGCUGGCUGUGGUAUAUCAUCACAGUACUCGCCCCGUUCCUGCUCUUCGUAGUACUGCUGAGGUGCUGGAAUCAAUGCCGCAAGAAGAGCAAGAACGUAUCGAGAUCGCGACCUCCGUUCAACACUACGCCGCUCAGAAGCUUUCGCGGACUUGAAGAUGUUUUCGCAAGCAGCAGCUGGGCUGAACUGCAUGAAGAAGACGAAGUCGAAGACGAAUACCCCACGAGACCAAGAACUCUACGCGACCUACUCGACAGCGAAUCGGUGCAGUGGGACUCAUCGCCAUGCCUAUCGCAGCCACCUAGCCUAGAGGUUGCCAGGGGGGCUGAGCGGUGCGCUGGCUACGCGCGUCGACGCCGACACCGACCGGGGCGGAGCCCGCGGCGCCAACCCGGACAUGGGGCCCGGCAGCGUCGACCUGUCGAACCUACGGCGCCGUCACCCAGGCCGGUUGCGGUAUUCGCUGCUACUAGAACCGCUAGCUGCCCUGCAGUGGCUGGGCCUGACCGUCCUUCUUCUCGUGCUGCUGCUGUAUCCGCACAGGCUGCGAUUGCUGGGUCGCGGAUACAACCGGCAGCUGUCCGACGAAUUCAGCGCUGGAUACGCACUAGGUUUCAGCCGUGGCUGCGGAAACACCAGUCCCUGCCGAGAUGCGGUUCGUUCGAACCAGUGUUCCCAUCCUUCCUCGAGGAUCUGGUGCCAGUGACGGUACCAGAUUUUGGAACAGCUGAGUUUUUGGUGUCUGACCAAGGAUCCUUCGGCCACGGUGAGAGUGGAGGCAUUCUGAACACAAAGGAGAAACUCGAAGGCACCAAGACUGGAGUGAGGUCCACACCGUGUCAUCCGGAAAAGAGAAAAGAGGAGAGGAACAACGUGGAUCAGAAAAGGAAAGAGAGUAUAAAAUCGAAGGAUGCGCUUGCUGGGUCGCGGAUACAACCGGCAGCUGUCCUACACAUUCAGCGUUGGAUACGCACCACGUUUCAGCCGUGGCUGCGAAAACGCCAGGCCCUGCCGAGAGGCGGGCCGCUCAAACCUGUGUCCGAGUGCUUCCACGAGGAUCUGGUGCCAGCGAUGGAUGAUGAAAACGAAGAUUUUGGAACAACUGAGUUUUUGGUGUCUGACCAAGAAUCCUUCAGUCACAAUGAGAGUGGAGGCGUUCUGCUUGAAAAUGAGGAACCCGAAAGCGUCCAGACUGGAGCGAGGUCUACACCGUGCCAUCUCGAUGAGGGAAAACAGGAGGGGAACGACGUGGAUCAGAAAAGGAGCGAGAGUGUAGAAUCAAACCACCCCGCAACCUACGGCUCCUCGCUUCCGACGGAGGACGCCCACCCUUCGCCUUCAGUGGCGGAAAGUCCUGUCUCGUCGCUGACUUCUGCUGCCUCUUCUACGUCACAGUUUUCGGAGGAAAGAGAAAUUUUCGGCGCCAGCAGUUCUGCUGGCUGCCACUUCUUUUUAAAGUGGCCGCCAGAGCCUCUGCCACCUUCACCCGUCAAUAUGUUGGCGAAGGCGUUCGGGAAGCUCCUGCGUGAGUGCAAGCAGGUGACGCCAAUGAGCUUCGGGGCGGUGCUAGAGGAGAUUGGAGUGGACGGCUGUGUCAAGCUGCACGAGAGCGGCGUGUACUCGGAGGUGUUCCGCACGAGCGGCAGCCGCGGCACCGCCGUGCUGAAGGUUCUGCACCCCGGCUAUUUGCGCGAACAUUGGCCGGAGUUGCUGACCGAAGUGCGCGUGGCAAGAAUGUUGCGGAAAAUGAGCAUGAACGUCGACAACAACAGCGGGGGAUUUUCGGAGCUGCGAGCAGUGUACGGCGUAUGGGACAUGUACCCAAGCAUGAUGCGGAACGCGUGCAUCAACUAUUACAGCCGCAAGAAAGUCUCAUUCUUCAGCGAUGAGAGAUGGUACGCCUCGAGACCUUACCUUGUCAUGUACAUGUCCUACGCCGGGCAGCCACUGAGCAAGGUUCAGUUUGAGAGUGCCCUCCAGAUCCGUUCGGUGGUGCAGCAGCUAGCCCUGACGCUUGCCAUAGGUGAGUUAGCGCUGGAGUUUGAACACCGCGCCCUGACGCCUGCCCACGUAUUGGUCAACGCGGCACAAGACCGAUUGGCGCCCUUUUGGUUAGACGGACAACGACUGCUCGUUGACAUGUUCGACGUCCAAGUGACAGUGGUGGACUUCUCCACAGCACGCCUGAAGCCUCCCGGUGCAGUUUCGCAGGCCAUGUUUGCAGACCUGACUAAGAUGCCAGAGGAGAAGCGGGUGUCCCUAGGAGGCACGUUCGCCACAGUGUGCAGUAUGGUAAGCGAGGACCUGUCCCGGUUCUACCCGUGGACCAACCUGAUUUACCUUGAGAUGCUCACCAGGAUGCUGGUCCAAACGUACGAAGAACGCUUCGCCGGUGCCACUGACGAGGCGGAACGGCAGGCGUGGGGUGACGUGUGCUUCUGGGUGAACGAGAUGCCCCACUGCGGCACCACGUGGAACUUCGCACGCGAGCUGAUCGUGCCUAGUGCGCGGUCCUCUACGUCGCUGUCAACACUGUGAUGUCACCUGUCAGCAAAAUAACGCGGAGCGAGUCGUAGGGCAGCGAGCCACAUCAGUUGGUUAGAAUGAUGCAGUCCAGAGAUUAUUAAAAAAUUCUAAGCAAACGAAGUCGCACAUAAGAAUAUUUAUAACUUGUUCGUUAUGACAUACGGAAUUUGUUAGUGCAACAGAUUUGGGUAAGUUCGGGAUAAAUCUCCGUAUACUUAUACUGAUAACUUAUACGGAUAAGCUCG